This is a messenger RNA of Cololabis saira (Pacific saury), 1747 nucleotides long. RefSeq names its product inaD-like protein. Gene Ontology annotation, cellular component: adherens junction; postsynaptic density; postsynaptic membrane. The transcript is spliced from 7 exons. The coding region runs from base 1 to 1305 and encodes 434 amino acids. Gene Ontology annotation, molecular function: protein binding. The record is from RefSeq and is a predicted model, not a curated record. Lineage: Eukaryota; Metazoa; Chordata; Actinopteri; Beloniformes; Belonidae. Gene Ontology annotation, biological process: neurotransmitter receptor transport postsynaptic membrane to endosome; neurotransmitter receptor transport, endosome to postsynaptic membrane.
AUGAACCCUGGUGUGGCCUACCCCUCCUGUGAUUUAUACCCUGGGACAUCUUUUAAAGACUCCCACUCUGCACUGAUCCACCACUGUCACUGGUCAUCUCUUUCAAUUAAAUUAAAUUUUCAGCAACAGGUGGUGUCUUCUCACUACCUCCAGGAGUGUAGAACUCCUGACAGUAGCCCGUCCGCCAGGACCGGCUGCCAACCCUGGGCUGUGCCAGGAUGUCUCCAGCGGGAACCUCAGACAUGUCCUGCCAGCAGCAGCAGCAGCGCAUGUGGUCAUUGCUCUGUGGAAUACACAAAGGAGACUGGACCAGCUGAGGCGAUCAGUACUACACAGUUGCCAGUUGGAGAAUGUCUGUUUCACCAUCAAGUAGACGGAAGCAAAGAUAGCAGGACAUUUCCACAUCCCAGAGGUGUUAGUGCAGGUCCUGGUCUCCGUGGAAACCCUAGGUGCCAUACAGAGAACUCCUCAGUUACAGGUUGUCCCAAGUCUUCCGUGGUGACCAGGAAGAGCCUUCCUCAGGACUCACUCACCUCCCAAGUGCCAUUAAAACUACAGAUCAAAGUGUCUGGACAGAGGGGUGGCUUGGGAAUCAGUAUUGCUGGUGGAAAAGGCUCGCUCCCUUUUAAAGACCACGAUGAAGGUAUUUUUAUUUCCCGAGUGGCUAAAGGGGGACCAUCAGAAAAGGCUGGAAUACAUGUUGGAGAUAGAUUGUUUGAGGUCAACGGGAUCGCUAUGCAGGGGGCGACCCACCACGAGGCAGUCAGCGCCCUCAGGAAUGCUGGGAGCUGCAUCAAAAUGAAAGUGCUCAGAGACCGGCUGGUAACUCGGGAGGUGUCUGAUAUGGACGUGCCGCAGAAUCGUCUGGACUUGAGGGGCUGUGGACAGGACAGCAGAGGUCUGAGAAGCAAACAGUUCCCGCUGGAGAGUGCAGACGAUCGAUCGUCCAAGAAAAUUGAAGUGGUUGUCUGCAAUGGCAAUGACAGUUCUGAUGCAGAGAAACAGACUGCACCUGAGCUCGACGUGGAGGUGUUUAAAAAGUCCUCACUUCAAAGCGGGAAACAGACAAUGACAGUAAGCGGAAAACGCACUUUUCAUAGCAACCUACGAUCCUCAACCUCAUUUGUUUUCUCUCCGGAUACGCUCUCACAGAUCCCCCGGAUCAUCCUCACUCAUCCCUCCACCUCUGACGAAGAUGUGGAGCUCUUGACACACAUCUCCAGCAGAGAGAAGCUACGUGACCUUGGCAGUUUUGACAAGCGUGUGUACCCUAACCGUUUUAGCAGUACUUUCAACUUACCUUGACUACAACUCAGAGCGUCAUAGAUGCAGGACAAAUACAAUGUGUGCACUCCUGCUUAUUAUUUAAAAAAAGAAAAGUGGAGUAUGAUACUGCAGCUUCUGUAAACCUUUUGUCUCUUAUUUUCUCACAUUUAAUUGCUGCUAUUAGUUUUUAAUGUCAAGGUCAUUUACAAGCAGAAUGAACUUAAAUAUGUUUAUUCAAGUAGAAAAAUACGGGUUUCCUCUGAAAAUACAUCGAACAGAGACUGAAAAGCACACUUUUGUCCAAAUGAAACAUUUAAUUACAUCAAAUACAGUCAAUUAAACAAUGACUGAGGAUACCUACCUCUUUUUCACAUCAGUAAGAUAUUGCUGGCUCAGUAGUUUUUGUACCUGUUUUCAGCGUUCUGAGAUUUGAAAAAAAAAAAAAAAAAAAAAGAACCAAACAAAGCACAUGGCUGAACAG